CCCAGUGGAUUUGGAAGAUUACCUUCUUACACAUCCACUUGCAAUGGAUUCCGGUCCUUUGAGAGACUUGCUUGAAUUUCCUUCAGAUGAUAUUGAAGUUAUCUAUACUCCCCGAGAAUGCAGAACACUUGUGUCAGCUGUACCUGAAGAGAGUGAAAUGGACCCUCAUGUCAGGGAUUGUGUAAGAAAAUACACAGAAGAUUGGGCCAUUGUGAACAGAAAAUAUCACAAGCUGGGGACAGGAUUUAAUCCCAACACAUUAGACAAGCAGAAGGAGAGACAAAAAGGCCUACCGAAGCAGAUCUUCGAGUCCGAUGAAGCUCCAGAUGGCAGUGGUUAUCAGGAUGAACAAGAUGAUCUUAAACGACGGUCCAUGUCCAUAGAUGAUACGCCACGUGGUAGCUGGGCUUGCAGUAUUUUUGACCUGAAAAAUUCCCUCCCAGAUGCACUACUUCCAAAUCUUUUGGAUCGAACCCCAAAUGAAGAAAUUGACCAUCAAAAUGAUGAUCAGAGGAAAUCCAACAGACACAAGGAACUUUUUGGCUUGCAUCCAGCCCCAGAGGAGGAGGAGCCAAUAGAAAGGCUGAGUAUCCCUGAAGUCCCCAAAGAGCACUUUGGGCAGAGGCUUCUAGUGAAGUGUUUGUCACUAAAAUUUGAAAUUGAAAUAGAGCCAAUUUUUGCAAGUUUGGCAUUGUAUGAUGCAAAAGAAAAGAAAAAGAUUUCAGAAAACUUUUACUUUGAUUUAAACUCAGAACAAAUGAAAAGCAUGUUGCGUCCUCAUGUACCGCCUGCUGCCAUAACAACGUUGGCCCGGUCAGCCAUCUUUUCUAUUACCUAUCCCUCUCAAGAUGUUUUCCUGGUAAUAAAGCUGGAAAAGGUGUUGCAGCAGGGAGAUAUUGGGGAGUGUGCAGAGCCAUAUAUGAUUUUAAAAGAAGCAGAUGCUGCUAAGAACAAGGAAAAACUGGAGAAACUGAAAAGCCAAGGAGAACAAUUUUGCCAAAGGCUUGGCAAAUAUCGAAUGCCUUUUGCAUGGACAGCCAUUCACUUAAUGAACAUAGUCAGCAGCGCGGGAAGUUUGGAGAGAGAUUCAACAGAACUAGAAAUUGCUGCAGGAGAACGCAAAGGAUCUUGGUCAGAGAGAAGAAAUUCUAGCAUUGUUGGUAGGCGUUCUUUGGAAAGAACCACUAGUGGGGAUGAGGCCUGCAACUUGACAAACUUCAGACCAGCUACCCUCACAGUGACUAACUUCUUUAAACAGGAAGGUGACCGUCUGAGUGAUGAAGAUCUGUAUAAGUUUCUUGCAGAUAUGAGAAGGCCAUCUUCUGUUCUACGAAGGCUGAGACCCAUUACAGCCCAGUUGAAGAUAGAUAUUUCUCCAGCUCCAGAGAACCCACAUUACUGUCUAACUCCAGAGUUACUGCAAGUAAAACUUUACCCUGAUAGCAGAGUUCGCCCAACAAGAGAGAUCCUGGAGUUUCCUGCAAGGGAUGUUUAUAUUCCAAAUACAACAUACAGAAACCUUCUGUACGUAUAUCCUCAGACCCUUAACUUUGCCAACCGGCAAGGAUCUGCCCGGAAUAUUACUGUAAAAGUCCAGUUUAUGUAUGGAGAAGAUCCAAGUAAUGCAAUGCCGGUUAUCUUUGGAAAAUCCAGCUGUGCUGAAUUUUCAAAGGAAGCCUACACAGCUGUUGUGUAUCAUAACAGGUCGCCUGAUUUUCAUGAAGAAAUCAAGAUUAAACUCCCUGCCACAUUAACUGAUCACCACCACCUGCUUUUCACUUUUUAUCAUGUCAGUUGCCAGCAAAAACAAAACACUCCGCUCGAGACUCCUGUUGGAUACACGUGGAUACCAAUGCUCCAGAAUGGACGGUUGAAGACUGGCCAGUUCUGCCUUCCUGUUUCAUUGGAGAAGCCACCGCAGGCGUAUUCUGUGCUUUCUCCAGAGGUGCCCCUGCCAGGAAUGAAGUGGGUAGAUAAUCAUAAAGGAGUUUUUAAUGUAGAAAUAGUCGCUGUAUCAACCAUUCACACACAGGACCCUUUCCUUGACAAAUUCUUUGCACUUGUUCAUGCUCUGGAUGAACACAUGUUCCCUGUGCGGAUAGGUGACAUGAGAAUUAUGGAAAACAACUUGGAAAAUGAAUUAAAGAGCAGCAUUUCAGCAUUAAGUUCUUCUCAGCUGGAACCUGUGGUGCGAUUUCUCCAUCUCCUGCUUGACAAACUGAUUCUUUUGGUUGUAAGACCUCCUAUUAUAGCAGGCCAAAUAGUUAAUCUGGGUCAAGCAUCUUUUGAAGCCAUGGCAUCUAUUGUAAACAGACUACACAAAAACCUAGACAGCAAUCAGGACCAGCACGGCAGAAACAACCUGCUCACUUCAUAUAUUUACUAUGUUUUUCGCCUACCAAACACCUCUCCCAAUUCACCAUCACCAGGCCCUGGUGGUUUGGGAGGAUCAGUGCAUUAUGCUACUAUGGCUCGUUCAGCUGUCAGACCAGCAAGCUUAAACUUGAAUCGCUCAAGGAGCCUUAGUAACAGUAACCCAGAUAUAUCUGGGACUCCAACCUCUCCUGAUGAUGAAGUACGGUCAAUCAUUGGCAGUAAGGCUGCAGAUCGAAGUUGUAAUCGUAUGUCCUCGCAUACAGAGACGGCAAGUUUCUUACAAACUUUAACAGGACGGUUACCAACUAAAAAGCUCUUCCAUGAAGAACUGGCUUUACAGUGGGUUGUCUGCAGUGGGAGUGUACGUGAGGCGGCUCUUCAGCAGGCCUGGUUCUUCUUCGAACUUAUGGUGAAAAGUAUGGUGCAUCAUUUGUAUUUUGCUGACAAACUCGAUGCGCCAAGGAAGAAUCGUUUUCCAGAGCGCUUCAUGGAUGACAUAGCUGCUCUGGUCAGCACAAUUGCCAGUGAUAUAGUCUCCCGGUUUCAGAAGGAUACGGAAAUGAUUGAAAGACUCAACACUAGUUUAGCGUUCUUUCUCAAUGAUCUAUUGUCUGUCAUGGAUAGAGGAUUUGUCUUCAGCCUUAUUAAGGCCUACUACAAGCAGGUGUCAUCCAAGCUGUAUUCCUUACCGAAUCCAAGCACUCUUGUGUCCUUGAGGCUAGACUUCCUUCGGAUUGUCUGUAGUCACGAACACUACGUUACCUUGAAUUUACCCUGUAGUCUGCUGACGCCCCCGGCAUCCCCUUCACCUUCAGUAUCAUCAGCAACAUCUCAGAGUUCUGGAUUCUCAACGAAUGUUCAAGAUCAGAAGAUUGCAAAUAUGUUUGAACUGUCUGUGCCUUUCCGCCAGCAGCACUACUUGGCAGGCCUGGUGCUUACUGAGCUUGCUGUCAUUUUAGAUCCUGAUGCAGAAGGUUUGUUUGGAUUGCACAAGAAAGUCAUCAAUAUGGUACACAAUUUGCUGUCCAGCCAUGACUCCGACCCACGGUACUCUGACCCACAGGUAAAGGCCAGGGUAGCUACACUGUACCUGCCUCUGAUUGGAGUGAUCAUGGAGAGUGUUCCCCAGCUGUAUGAUUUCACAGAAAGUCACAAUCAGCGUGGAAGGCCAAGCUGCACAGCAGUGGAAGAAUAUGAAAGUGAGGGUGGAAGCAUGAUAAGCCAAACAGUUGCUAUGGCUAUUGCAGGAACUUCAGUCCCACAGCUUGCCCGGCCCAGCAGUUUUCUCCUUACUUCAUCGACCAGCAGGCAGCAUUCACCGUUUUCAGCCGAAUCAAGUCGGAACCUUCUGAUCUGUCUCUUGUGGGUCCUGAAGAAUGCAGAUGAAAGUAUUCUGCAGAAAUGGUUCACAGAUCUGUCUGUGCUGCAGCUCAACCGCUUGCUGGAUUUGCUUUAUCUCUGUAUUUCCUGCUUUGAAUACAAGGGUAAGAAAGUAUUUGAAAGAAUGAACAGCCUGACCUUUAAGAAAUCAAAAGAUAUGAGAGCGAAGCUUGAAGAAGCUAUUCUAGGGAGUAUUGGGGCAAGGCAAGAAAUGGUACGGCGAAGCAGAGGACAGCUGGAAAGAAGUCCUUCUGGAAGUGCAUUUGGAAGUCAAGAGAACCUGAGAUGGAGAAAGGAUAUGACUCACUGGCGCCAGAACACAGAAAAACUUGACAAAUCAAGAGCAGAGAUAGAGCAUGAAGCACUUAUUGAUGGCAACCUGGCAACUGAGGCAAACCUAAUUAUUUUGGAUACUUUAGAGAUAAUCGUCCAGACAGUCUCUGUGACUGAAUCCAAGGAAAGUAUUCUUGGUGGGGUACUGAAGGCUCUUUUGCAUAGCAUGGCCUGUAAUCAGAGUGCACUUUAUCUGCAACACUGCUUUGCCACUCAGCGAGCUUUAGUCUCAAAGUUCCCAGAACUGCUGUUUGAAGAAGAGACUGAGCAAUGUGCUGAUUUAUGCCUUCGACUUCUUCGCCAUUGUAGCAGUAGCAUUAGCACCAUACGCUCACACGCCAGUGCCUCUCUGUACCUCCUUAUGAGGCAAAACUUCGAGAUUGGAAAUAAUUUUGCCAGAGUGAAAAUGCAAGUGACCAUGUCACUGUCGUCCUUAGUGGGAACAUCUCAGAAUUUUAAUGAGGAAUUUCUGAGGCGUUCUCUGAAGACCAUUUUGACCUACGCUGAAGAGGACCUGGAAUUAAGAGAGACAACAUUUCCUGAUCAGGUCCAGGAUCUUGUUUUCAAUCUCCAUAUGAUCCUGUCUGAUACAGUUAAAAUGAAAGAACAUCAGGAAGAUCCAGAGAUGCUGAUUGACUUGAUGUACAGAAUUGCAAAGGGUUACCAGAAUUCUCCCGAUCUCCGACUUACCUGGCUGCAGAAUAUGGCCGGAAAGCACUCUGAGAGGAGCAACCAUGCAGAAUCUGCUCAGUGUUUGGUCCACUCUGCUGCACUUGUUGCUGAGUACUUAAGCAUGCUUGAGGAUCGAAAAUAUCUUCCUGUUGGGUGUGUUACAUUUCAGAACAUCUCCUCAAAUGUGUUAGAAGAAUCAGCAGUUUCUGAUGAUGUUGUAUCACCAGAUGAAGAAGGGAUCUGCUCUGGGAAGUAUUUUACUGAAGCUGGUCUGAUUGGAUUGCUGGAGCAAGCUGCAGCUUCCUUCUCCAUGGCUGGCAUGUAUGAAGCAGUCAACGAGGUUUACAAAAUCCUUAUUCCAAUUCAUGAAGCUAACAGAGAUGCUAAGAAAUUGUGUGCAAUUCAUGGUAAACUUCAGGACGCAUUCAGCAAGAUAGUUCAUCAGGAUGGUAAGCGGAUGUUUGGUACAUAUUUCCGUGUUGGCUUCUAUGGGACAAAAUUUGGAGACCUGGAUGAACAAGAGUUUGUUUACAAGGAGCCUGCAAUAACAAAACUGGCUGAAAUUUCUCAUCGACUAGAGGGAUUCUAUGGAGAAAGGUUUGGUGAAGAUGUUGUUGAAGUUAUUAAGGACUCUAACCCUGUUGACAAAUGCAAAUUAGAUGCCAACAAGGCCUAUAUUCAAAUAACCUACGUGGAGCCCUACUUUGAUACAUAUGAAAUGAAGGACAGGAUAACCUAUUUUGACAAAAACUACAACUUGCGGCGAUUCAUGUAUUGUACACCUUUCACCUUGGAUGGCAGAGCUCACGGCGAGCUGCAUGAGCAGUUCAAGAGGAAGACGAUCUUAACAACAUCACACGCUUUCCCUUACAUUAAAACCAGGAUAAAUGUCAUUCACAAAGAAGAGAUAAUUUUGACACCAAUUGAAGUUGCCAUUGAGGAUAUGCAGAAAAAAACCCAAGAACUGGCGUUUGCAACACAUCAAGAUCCAGCAGAUCCAAAGAUGCUCCAAAUGGUGCUUCAGGGUUCAGUGGGCACAACAGUAAAUCAGGGACCUCUAGAAGUUGCACAGGUAUUUUUGUCUGAAAUACCUAAUGACCCAAAACUCUUCCGUCACCAUAACAAGCUACGCCUUUGCUUCAAAGACUUCACAAAAAGGUGUGAAGAUGCUCUGCGGAAGAACAAGAGCCUGAUUGGCCCUGACCAAAAAGAGUAUCAGCGGGAGCUUGAAAGAAAUUAUCAUCGUCUCAAAGAAGCACUUCAGCCCUUGAUCAAUAGAAAAAUACCCCAAUUAUACAAGGCUGUGCUUCCUGCCUCUUGCCACAGAGAUUCCUUCAGCAGAAUGAGCCUUCGCAAAAUGGACAUCUAAGCAGCUUAAAAGCACAUGUUUUUAAGGUACUGAACAAGAGUGUGCAGUGUUACCAACUCCAGGACUCAUUUUAUGAAGUUUUAUUUGGAAAUAAAACUUCAGGACUUCAUUAUGGACACCUUGCAUAUAUUUUACAGACUUACGCAUUGUGGCCAAAUUUUAAUUAUGAAUUAUCUAAUGUAGACCUAUCAGUUAUAAAAAGAACACCAAUGGCAACAGUAUUCCAGAUAUUGGUGAAAUUGUCUGAACACAACUGUUUAAAAAAGACUUUUUUAAUAUUGAAAGGUACUCUAAUGCA
Messenger RNA from Gekko japonicus, 6428 nucleotides. RefSeq names its product dedicator of cytokinesis 7 (gene DOCK7). The coding region runs from base 44 to 6130 and encodes 2028 amino acids. The record is from RefSeq and is a predicted model, not a curated record. Gene Ontology annotation, biological process: small GTPase-mediated signal transduction; positive regulation of GTPase activity; axonogenesis. Lineage: Eukaryota; Metazoa; Chordata; Lepidosauria; Squamata; Gekkonidae. The transcript is spliced from 46 exons. Gene Ontology annotation, molecular function: guanyl-nucleotide exchange factor activity.